AUGGUUUCUCCAUCAGAUUCUCUCAACAUGCAUCCCGACCAGGGAGACAUGGAAUCCAAACUUGAAGACAAAGAGUCUCGCCCUCCAUCCUCCCAGAGUCAACGCUUAGCCUCCCCUUCUGCCACUACCCUGACCUUCACGGCAGUGGCCAUCCUUCGAGCCCGCAGAAUCCGCGCCAGACGUCUGAACAACAGAAGAGCUCAUCAGUUCGCCAAGCGCCUCAGAGCUGUCCUCAAUGCUAGCGAUGAGGGCGAUUUACUCAAGGGACUGAAAGGGUCGAAGGCUGCCAAGAUCAUGAAAGGCAUGAUUUCCAAGCGACGCCUCCAAAUCAAAGCGCGAUUCCGCCGCCAGCAAGCAAAGCUAGGCUCAUUGGACUCCCAGGCAUCUUCAGCUUCCCCGGAAGAAUCAAAGCCAGAGCUCAAGGUUGAAACCAAAGAGCCAGAUCCAGCCACGCAGAUUCCCCUCCCUGAGAUCUUCAAGGGCCCUCUUUCCAAGCGCCGUCGCAGAAUCCAAGCGCGCUUGCAGGCCAAACUCAAAGUCGCCGAGCCAAAGGUUCCCAUCAGUCCUCAGUCUCCAAGUGGAGAGAAGGAGUCAAAGCCAAAGGUUGAGCAACAGAACGCAGCCACGAAGAGGCGUGAUCGACGUGAGCGUAUGAAGCGGGCCAGGAAGCAGUCUGACCGCGGCAAACAAACCUCCCAUGCCAGAGUGCGUGAUCCGAACUGGAAGUCAGGCGUUUCUAUGCGUCAGGCCAUGUUGUGA
This is a messenger RNA of Penicillium brevicompactum, 759 nucleotides long. RefSeq lists its product as uncharacterized. The record is from RefSeq and is a predicted model, not a curated record. The transcript has a single exon. Bases 1 to 759 code for a protein of 252 amino acids. Lineage: Eukaryota; Fungi; Ascomycota; Eurotiomycetes; Eurotiales; Aspergillaceae.